GGUCACUAUCGGGUAGGCUAGCUGACCUAAAUACUGCAUAGUUCACGCGUAAUCUAAUCUGCUGGCAAUGAGUUAUCCCAAGUUACGGUUGAUACUUUUGAUAAGAUGUUGAAGGAUCGAUAUAAAUAGUUCGAUGCGGUGGCAUCGGAGCAUAUUCCAAUAUUCGACUGUAACCGGGAGCAUCAUUUCCACGCAAUGAAACUUGUUCUGUUGAGUCUGUUCUGUGCUGUGCUGGGACUUUUAAACGCCUGGCCCGAAAAUCCGCAGCGUCGCCGUCCAUGGUGGAACCAACUUCCCAGAACCAUCGGGGCGAGGUCUGUGGUGGAGUCCAGCAGCCGGAUUGUAGGUGGUGUCGCAGUGAACAUCACCGAAUUCCCGUAUCAGAUAUCACUUAGUUCCGCAAGUGGCAGUCAUAUGUGUGGAGGUUCCAUCAUAGGAUCACGCUGGAUUCUGACAGCCGGCCACUGUGCCUUCAGCUCCGAAAAACCUCUGCAGCAGGUUCGAAUCGGAUCGACCGAUCGGACCAGCGGUGGUAAGGUUCUACGAUUGGACCGUGUCGUUCAGCACCCGCAGUACGACUCCUAUGCGAUUGAUUACGAUUUUGCACUGCUGGAGCUGAAGCAAGAUCUACUGUUCGACGAAAGCAACCAAGCCGUUGAACUUCCCCGGCAGGAUGAGGAACUUGCCGAUGGUUCCCUGUGUCGGGUCUCCGGAUGGGGGAACACUCAGAAUGUACAGGAAUCUUCCCGGUAUCUGCGAGCAGCGGAUGUACCAUCGGUGAAUCAGGAACAGUGUGCAACGGCCUACGAGAGCUUCGGUGGUAUCACUGAGAGGAUGCUGUGUGCUGGCUACAAGGAAGGCGGAAAAGAUGCUUGUCAGGGAGAUUCCGGUGGACCGCUGGUUUCCGGCGGGAAACUAGUCGGUGUGGUCUCCUGGGGUUUGGGAUGCGCUCAGCCAAACUAUCCGGGAGUCUACUCACGAGUCGCUAGCGUUCGUAGUUGGAUCGAAGAAAUCACCGGCAUUUAACCAGAAACAUCCGAAUGAGUGAGUUGUUCUCUCCAAACAGUUGCUAAUAGACCUUUCAAUAAUCAUCUCACGGCAUGUUGUUUAUUUUUUUUUUGCUGUUCAAACAUAAUCACUCUCAACAACACGGUUUUGCGUCAUUUGAUGUCCUCCGAAGCGCGGCAGAAAAGUCUCACUUUAUGUGGUCUACUUUCGCGAAAGGCUGAGCCUCCUCUGCUUCCUUUCGAACGUCAGCUCGUUCGCAGAAAACUCUCUGUGCAAUUCCUUCCUUGCCUGGCUGGCUGGCACCCGCGACUCGGUUGUGGCAUCAUUCGAAAGGAAGCAAGAGUGGUACUAAUCGGUCGUUCGUUUUUUUUUUAUUAUUAUUUGAUUGCACUCGUCAACUCAAACAAGUGCGCUCCGAUAA
Molecule: messenger RNA, 1429 nt
Organism: Malaya genurostris
Lineage: Eukaryota; Metazoa; Arthropoda; Insecta; Diptera; Culicidae
Product: trypsin 5G1-like
Exons: 2
Coding region: 196-1026 (276 amino acids)
Biological process (GO): proteolysis
Molecular function (GO): serine-type endopeptidase activity
Source: RefSeq, a predicted model, not a curated record